AUGGCGGCGGAACAGAGAAAGCUGCUCGAGCAGCUCAUGGGAGCGGACCAGCUCAUGGGCACUGGUGCUCCCUCCCGCAACGCUCAGCUUUCUAUUACCGAUGCCAAAGUCUGUCGCUCAUAUCUCGUCGGCACAUGCCCGCAUGAUCUCUUCACCAAUACCAAGCAAGAUCUUGGCCCUUGCCCUAAGGUGCAUAGUGAAGGUCUGAAGACGGAGUAUGAGACAGCUUCGGCGGCGGAGAAGGCGAAAUGGGGCUUCGACUUCGAUUACAUGAGAGACAUGCAGAAAUACAUUGAUGAUUGUGACCGGAGAAUUGAUUCCGCACAGCGGCGGCUGGAAAAGACCCCGGACGAAAUCCGACAGACAAACAACCUGCUCAAACAAAUCUCUGACUAUACCAAAACGAUCAACGGCGGUCUGCUUGAGAUUUCCGUCCUAGGCGAAACCGGCGCCGUUGCGCAGGCAUACAAUGAAUUGCACAAGAUCCGCACAGCCAAACACCAGAAGGAAACGUGCGAGCGCGAAUUGAAGAAUCUGCAGGAUACCUCUGGCCCGUCUGGUCAUCAGAAGCUGCAGGUAUGCGAUGUUUGCGGCGCAUAUCUGAGUCGUCUCGAUAACGAUCGUCGAUUGGCGGAUCAUUUCUUCGGUAAAAUGCACAUGGGUUACUCGGACAUGCGCAAGACGUUUAAGAAACUCAGCGAGGAGCUCAAGGGCAGACCACCACCAGUUCGCCAUCACGACGACGAGGACGGUGGCUGGGGUGGCCGCUCGGGUGGUGGUAGAGGACCUCGGUAUGGUGGUGGUGGCGGCUACAAGAAGCGUGGUGGACGGUGGUGA
This is a messenger RNA of Aspergillus nomiae NRRL 13137, 837 nucleotides long. Its product is annotated as LUC7 domain-containing protein. Gene Ontology annotation, molecular function: mRNA binding. The record is from RefSeq and is a predicted model, not a curated record. NCBI's taxonomy places the organism in Eukaryota, Fungi, Ascomycota, Eurotiomycetes, Eurotiales, Aspergillaceae. Gene Ontology annotation, cellular component: U2-type prespliceosome; U1 snRNP. The transcript has 3 exons. Gene Ontology annotation, biological process: mRNA splice site recognition. The coding region runs from base 1 to 837 and encodes 278 amino acids.